AUGUUUCGCCCAGUCGCCGCGCGCCUUCGGAAGCUGACCUUGCUCCGUCGGAGAACAGACGUUCCUCCAACGGGCCAGCGGGUGGCAACUGGCGGCAUUUGGCGCCCAGCCUGCGGCUCUCUGCAGUGCAAGAAGCCAGAAGCCUCCGAGGUCGACGAAGGUGAAAGACACCAGGCCAGGAGCAUGAUGAGCACGUCGGCGCCCGUGACGGCCAAUGGCCUCGACCGCGACCGCGACCACGGCCACAUUUUGCGGCCGCGGAAGCGAAAAGGCAUCCGUACCCGAGCGGUGCGGACUGUGUCCAGCGAGAGCGACAGUCACAUUGGCGUGGUGAGCGAGAGCGCGCCAGCGAGCGGGUUGACGAGCGGCCGCGCCACGCCCAUCCCGGAAAACGCACCGCCGUCCGCCAAGUCGCUGUCCUCGGCGCGCAAGCUCGUCCGCGCGGAGCAAAAGCGUCGCCUCUUCCCGACCAUCGAGUACGCCUCGCGUGUGUCGCACUUUGACCCCGAGAGUGACUACCGCGACUUCCACGGCUUCUUCAAUCUGUUUUGGAUCGGGCUGGCCAUCAUGGGCAUCACCACGAUGCUGCGCAAUAUGCGAGACACGGGCUACCCGCUCCGCAUCCAGAUCUGGAGCCUGUUCACCGUGAAGCUGUGGCACCUGGCCGUCGCCGACCUCCUCAUGGUGGCCACGUCGCUCGUCGGCCUGCCGCUGCACAGGGUCUUCAGGAGGGCGCCCAUGAGGGCGGCACUGACCUGGGCAAAGGCCGGCAUGGCCAUCCAGAGCGCAUACCAGGCUCUCUGGCUGACCCUGUGGAUCGCCGUGCCCUUCGUGCUCGAGUGGACGUGGACGGCCCAGGUCUUCCUGCUGCUGCACACCAUGGUGAUGCUCAUGAAGAUGCACUCGUACGCCUUCUACAACGGCCACUUGUCCGAGACCGAGAAGCGCCUGCGCUCCCUGGACUCGCCCGGCGACAGCGCCGACACCAGACCGGCCUACGUCUAUCCCCCGGCCAACCUCCGCCGCGGCAGCAUCUCCGGCAUCCCGACGACCAAGACCCCGUCCUCCCCCGACACGGAGCGCCCGCCCCAACCCGCCGACAAACACGCGCCGCCCUCGCCGGCCACCUCCCCCGACUCGUCGCUCGACAUCGGAACCCUUCGCGAAGCCCUCGCCCGCGAACUCACGUCCCCCAUGGGCAACACCACGUACCCGCACAACCUCACCUGGGCCAACUACAUCGACUACCUCUUCUGCCCGACGCUCUGCUACGAGCUCGAGUACCCGCGCACGCCGAGCGUAAACUGGACCUCCCUCAUUGCCAAAACCGUCGCCACCUUCGGCUGCAUCUUCCUCCUCACCGUCACGUCAGAAGAGUUCAUCCUCCCCGUGCUCGUCGACGCCCAGCGCCGCCUCAACGCCUCCUCGCCGCCGUCCACCCCCGAGGCCCUGCUCAUCCUCGCCGAGUCCAUAUCCUGGCUCCUCUUCCCCUUCAUGCUCACCUUCCUGCUCGUCUUCCUCGUCAUCUUCGAGUACGUCCUCGGCGCCUUUGCCGAAAUCACCCGCUUCGCAGACCGCCACUUCUACGCCGACUGGUGGAACUCGACCGACUGGAUGGAGUUCUCGCGCGAGUGGAACGUCCCCGUCUACUCCUUCCUGCGCCGCCACGUCUACAGCGCCUCGAGGCCGCACACGGGCAAGAUGCUCGCCACCCUCAUCACCUUCCUCAUCUCCGCCGCCAUGCACGAGGUCGUCAUGGCCUGCAUCUCCAAGAAGAUCCGCGGCUACGGCUUCAUCUGCCAGAUGCUGCAGCUGCCCAUCGUCAUGCUGCAGCGCACGCGCCUCAUCAGGGGCCGCCAGACCCUCAACAACGUCUGCUUCUGGUGCUCCAUGAUCUUGGGCCUGAGCCUGGUGCGUCCCCCGUCUCCUCUCCCUGCCGUGCGAGCACGGUGCCCGCGUUCGCGUUUCACGGCUAACAGCAGCCUCUCCUCUGGCAGAUUUGUGCCCUCUACGUCCUUGUAUAAUCUUGAUCUUGUCUUCAGCUCACGCAAACGUCCCGCUCACCUGCCCGCAACUGUAGUCUGCACGGCCAUGCGCGCCGUUUCCGCUAUUUAA
Molecule: messenger RNA, 2115 nt
Organism: Metarhizium album ARSEF 1941
Lineage: Eukaryota; Fungi; Ascomycota; Sordariomycetes; Hypocreales; Clavicipitaceae
Product: Membrane bound O-acyl transferase, MBOAT
Exons: 3
Coding region: 1-2115 (704 amino acids)
Biological process (GO): ergosterol metabolic process
Cellular component (GO): endoplasmic reticulum membrane
Molecular function (GO): ergosterol O-acyltransferase activity
Source: RefSeq, a predicted model, not a curated record